Cryptococcus amylolentus CBS 6039 is the source of this 1782-nucleotide messenger RNA. RefSeq lists its product as hypothetical. The transcript has 10 exons. Lineage: Eukaryota; Fungi; Basidiomycota; Tremellomycetes; Tremellales; Cryptococcaceae. The coding region runs from base 111 to 1439 and encodes 442 amino acids. Gene Ontology annotation, biological process: protein phosphorylation; regulation of glucose metabolic process. Gene Ontology annotation, molecular function: pyruvate dehydrogenase (acetyl-transferring) kinase activity. The record is from RefSeq and is a predicted model, not a curated record. Gene Ontology annotation, cellular component: mitochondrion.
AAUCCAUCCCAAAGCUGAGAAUCGCAUGACCUGCCCCUUCAAACCCCGAAACACAUCUGCACCACACCUCUGCUUCUCCAUUCUUCUCCGCCCAUCCUCAUUCGCCCGCCAUGGCCAAGUUCAAGAUUUCACCGGCCUUAUGGGACAAGAUAUAUCACUUUGCGUCAUUCCCCCAGGCUGGUGUGUCCCUCCAACAAAUGAUCCUCUUUGGCCAAAAUCCCUCGCAAGGGACGCUCCUCAAAGCCUCCCAAUUCCUCUCCGAAGAACUACCCAUCCGCCUAUCACAUCGUGUCGUGGAGCUUGAAGGUCUGCCGGACGGUCUCAACCAUGUGCCGAGUAUCAACACUGUGAAGGAGUGGUAUGCGCAGAGUUUCGAGGAACUCAUCUCCUUCCCAAGACCCAAACUGAAUGGCGAGCUCGAAGAAAUACUAAGAAUACCCCCUGCCCCAAUGUCAAACUUUCCCCCUGCCACCCCCAACCCCUCUCUCGACCCUCUCAUGCGCGAAGGACCAGUAGGAUCAGGAUUCGUAUCAGAAAAGCAUCUGGGGACGGGCGGACUUGGGAAACGGCUGAGAAUACCGAUCGAAAGAAGAUACUUUUCACCCCCUCCAACCACCAUCAUAUACCCCCCCGAAGUCCACGAAUACAAUGAAAAGUUUACACAUCUCCUGCAAGACAUCAAGCAUCGCCACGACCCGACGGUCACGACUGUCGCGCAAGGAGUUUUGGAGUGGAAGAGGCUGAAGAGGGCGAACGCUAUUGGGACGCCUAUACAGGAGUUUUUGGAUAGAUUCUACAUGAGCAGGAUUGGAAUCCGGUUCUUGCUUGGUCAACAUAUCGCUCUCAAUACGCUACCUCCCCAUCCAGACUACGUCGGCAUCAUCUGUACAAAAGCCAAUGUGCAUGACAUCUGCCAAGAAGCGAUCGACAACGCCCGCUACGUCUGCGAAGAACACUACUCCCUCUUCAAAUCCCCCUCCAUCCAACUCGUCUGCCCCCCUUCCCUCACAUUUCCCUACAUCCCCGGCCACCUCUCCCACAUCUGCUUCGAACUCCUCAAAAACUCUCUUCGCGCUAUCGUCGAGAGAUUCGGGAGGGACAAUGAUGAGUUGUACCCCCCGAUCAAGGUGGUGGUGGUGGAGGGGAGGGAGGAUAUUACAAUCAAGAUUUCGGAUGAGGGUGGGGGAAUACCGAGGAGUGCGCUGCCGCAGAUCUGGACGUAUCUCUAUACGACAAUGAGCGACGAAGGGCUAGAAGAUCACUUGCAAAUGUCAGAAUUCAAGGCGCCCAUGGCUGGCUUCGGAUACGGACUCCCCUUGUCAAGACUUUACGCUCGAUUCUUUGGAGGUGAUCUGAGGAUUGUGUCGAUGGAUGGUUAUGGCACGGACGUUUACAUCUCGCUCAACAAAUUGUCUUCGAGUCGCGAACCCCUCCAAUGAUCCCCCUCCCUCUCUCCCCUCCCCCUUCCCUUGCCUCCCUCGCAUAUCACAAAUGUCUAUCACCAAUAUAUCAUAUCUCAUCUCAUGUCGAGCACCCGAGUGGCGCUGUGGCGCCGGAAAGGAAAGAGGAAAGUUGUAGAUGCUCUUUUGCAUUACUAGAGCGUGCUUGAGUCAUUUUUGAGCUGUUUCCAUUACAUGUAGCCUCAUAUAACGUCAUGACAUACAUGACAUGCAGCUGGCGGGCGACAAGAUGGGGGUAGUUGAACUACUUGUACAGUUCGAUACUCCUCGUACAUUCCACUACUUUUACAAAACGUUUCUACUCGUACAAUUCACUACUCGU